AUGGCUUCCGCAUCUGUUGUCGCACACACUUUGCCAGUCCUUCCUGAGGGCUGGUCUGCUGAGAAGGAUUUCAAGCCUGUCGGACAGGUUUCGGCUGCCACUCAGCGGAGCCUUGAGCCUGUCGGCCCUCACUUUCUUGCCCACGCUCGCCGUGCCCGCCACAAGCGCACUUUCUCCGAAGAUGACCGUAUUCAAGCUCAAGAAGCCGCCAAGAAGGUUGAAAAUGACGAUGACAGCGACAUCAGCGAGCCCGAAGACCCUAUGAUGUUGCAGCGUGACGCCAAGGACUGGAAGAGCCAAGACCACUAUCAGGUUCUUGGUAUCACUAAGUACCGUUGGAAGGCUACAGAGGACCAGAUUAAGCGUGCCCAUCGCAAGAAGGUCCUCAAGCACCACCCUGACAAGAAGGCCGCCGCCGGCGUUGUUGACGAUGACAACUUCUUCAAAUGCAUUCAGAAGGCGACUGAGGUUCUCUUAGACCCCGUCAAGCGCCGUCAGUAUGAUUCUGUAGAUGAGAAGGCCGACGUCGACCCUCCCACUAAGAAACAGCUUGCAAAGGGCAACUUUUACAAGCUUUGGGGCAAUGUUUUCAAGUCUGAGGCCCGCUUUUCCAAGACUCAGCCUGUACCGUCUUUUGGUGACGACAAGUCUACCAAGGAGGAGGUAGAGGAAUUCUACAACUUUUGGUAUAACUUCGACAGCUGGAGGACAUUCGAGUACCUGGACGAGGAUGUCCCUGAUGACAAUGAGAACCGUGACCAGAAGCGCCAUAUGGAGCGCAAGAACGCCAACGCACGUAAGAAGAAGAAGGCCGAGGACAAUGCUCGUCUUCGUAAGCUGCUCGACGACUGUUCCGCUGGUGAUGAACGUAUCAAGCGCUUCAGGCAGGAGGCUAACGCAGCCAAGAACAAGAAGCGACUGGAGAAGGAGGCGGCUGAGAAGAAGGCCGUUGAGGAUGCACGUCUGAAGAAGGAAACCGAGGAGAAGGCAGCCAAGGAGGCUGAGGAGAAGGCUAAGGCGGACCGCGAAGCAUCGAAAAAGGCUAAGGAGGCGGCCAAGAACGCUGUUAAAAAGAACAAGCGUGUUCUCAAGGGCUCUGUCAAGGACGCUAACUAUUUUGUGGCCGGCGAUGCUUCGGCUGCAACUAUCGACGCUGUUCUUGGCGAUGUUGAGCUUGUUCAGGGCAAAAUUGACGCUGAUGAAAUUGCGGCGUUGGCUGGCAAACUCGGCAGUCUUAAGGUCGCCGAUGACAUCAAGGGUGCCUGGAGCGAAGAGGUCAAGAGACUAAUUGCUGCUGGCAAGCUUAAGGAGGGAGACGCCAAGUCUUUGGUCCAGUAA
Colletotrichum truncatum is the source of this 1338-nucleotide messenger RNA. RefSeq names its product ribosome associated chaperone. Gene Ontology annotation, biological process: 'de novo' cotranslational protein folding; regulation of translational fidelity. NCBI's taxonomy places the organism in Eukaryota, Fungi, Ascomycota, Sordariomycetes, Glomerellales, Glomerellaceae. Gene Ontology annotation, cellular component: cytosol. Gene Ontology annotation, molecular function: ribosome binding; Hsp70 protein binding. The record is from RefSeq and is a predicted model, not a curated record.